Molecule: messenger RNA, 2559 nt
Organism: Symbiodinium necroappetens
Lineage: Eukaryota; Dinophyceae; Suessiales; Symbiodiniaceae
Source: the annotation of a GenBank genome assembly
GCCCUCACAGGACCGGCGCGAGAGGCGGUUCGCUUCCUUGAGGUUCCCGAGCUGAUCAAGGAAGAUGGCGUGAAGACCGUGAUCAAGGCGCUCACCUCUGCCUUCGAGCCCUACCAGGAGACAGCCUUGCCAAGGGCCAUGGAGACGGCUCUGUACGGGCAUGCCCGGGCACACAAGGAGCGAUCCCGCAGCGUGGAUCUUCCUUCGAAGGCCAAGGGCUACCUACUUUACCGGCAGUCCAAUCUGGACAAGGAGCUGGACGCACGGCUCCUGACCUGGCUGGCUGGCGACUACUCCGAGGACGUGGUCGUGGCCAACCUCCGAAGACUGGACCGAGCGAUACAGGAAGGAAGCCGAAAGAACAAUGCCUACUACGAGGGCCUGGAGGAAGACGAUGCCGGCGAUGCAGAGGGCGAAUGGCAGGAGCACGAGGCAUACUACGAGGACUAUGGCAACGCGAUUGACGACGACGAGGCCCUGGAAGAGACCUACUACCAGGACCCGGCACCAGACGAGGCGUUCCAGGAUGUGGUCGAAGAGGACGAGCUCCUGGAAGUUCUGGCCUCCUACCAGGACGUGCGCGACUCACUGCGCAUGGCCCGGAACGGUCGGGGCUACUACCCGAAAGGAUCCAAGGGCUCUUUCGGCCCACUCCCAAGCGGCAAGGGGAAGCAGAAAGGACAAGGUGCCGGACAUGCGGACAGGCCGGCCACUGGUCUCGUGAGUGCCGGGCUUCUGCUGCACAGCCGUCUUCGUCGUCAGGGCACAGGACAGCACGACAAGGAGCCCGAAGACGCAGCCAGUGCAAAAGACAGCUCGUUGCCGUUUAUAGGUGUCGCGACCCAAAGCUUCCAGGGGAUAGUCGACACCGCAGCACAGGAAGGGCUUGUUGGCAAACCAGCUCUUUUGCGCCUUCUUGAAGAACUCCGAAAGCAAGGACUCCGGGGGUACUGGAAUGGGAAAACUUCCGAAGCCCGCGGCAUAGGCGGCCGCGCCACCUCCCUAGGAACAGUUGAGGUACCUGUCGGUUUCGGCGGGAUUGCGGGCAUACUCGAGCUCACCGUAGUUGCUGAAGAUGUUCCCCUGUUGGUCCCGGUCAAUCUCCUGAAGGCCCUCGGUGCUGUUAUCGACUUAGACGAGGGAUUGCUUCACCUACGUAAGGUCAACACGGUUUGCGACAUGAGCUUCCUGUCGUCGGGUCACCCGGUCAUUAGCAUCAUUGACUUCGGCAAGGGAUGGCAUCUUCCAGAAGUUUGUCGUGAGUUUAGUUCACCGAUCGCAGCUUUGGCUCUUCAGCUCUUUGGGCAGCAGCUUCUGGAGGAGGCAGCAACGCUCAUGCUAACCAACCGCGCCCUCGGAGUGCAGCGUUCCCCUGCUCGACAAGGACAAUGGCAGCUCGUCGGCCCGGCCCCGGGCGCAAGGGCCCGACGAAAUUGGCGCGUCGUUUUGGACAAGCUCUCCUGUGUGCUGCAAUGGGCACGGUGGCAGGAGCUUGUGUCAACGUGGCUGCCGCUUCCAGAGCUCGGACAACGGCAGUCGCAGCCGCUUCCCUCGGGACCAACCUCAAGUACGACGACGAGCUCUACGAGACUUGCGCCCACGGACAAAGGAGCGGCGUACAAGCGCUACUUGCAGGAGCGCAAGCCGGAGCAGCUCUCGGCAGUCAAGGGUGCCGACGGUUUCCGUGGAGAAGUGCCAGCACCCAGCGCAGUGCCUGAAAGGUGCCGCUGGAAGUUGUCGCCGAGGACCGCGGCAGUGUUCACCGGGCGGCCGUUGGAGCCGGCCGAGGAGAUUGCCGAGAACCCCAACCUGGCCGCUCGCGUUCAGGAGAUGGCGCGGGAUGCCCUCGAGAAGGAGCACCUGGACCAGCAAGACCAGCUGCUGCAGAUCAUCGCGGACCAGCGGGAGAAGAUCGAGGAGACCCAGGCACAGCUGGACAUGCAGAACGGCCACUUCCUGGAGAGACAAAAGACCUUAGAGGAGGAAACCCGGCAACGAGCCAACUUCUUCCCCACCAGCGAGACCAAGGAGCAGUGGGAGCAGACGGCGCCAGGGCGUGGCGAGGCAGGUGAUGCAGCGCUGAGCGUCGACCAGGACCCAAUGCAUGGCCGGAGCACCGAGAAAGGGGACGGCACACUGAACAAGGCGACCCCGACAGUGCUCCGAAGGUGGCUGGUGGAACCGAACGCAUUCCUGGAGGACUUUGUUGUUGUCCGGGAGCGCGGCUUCCUUGUUCGGGGGGACCGCCACGACAUGAAGGACGAGCGCGGUGACCACGGCGAGGUAUACGUUGUCCUUAAGGAGCCCGAGCUCUACGUGAACGCCGAGUUUUCUGAGGACGGGCCCAAGGAGGCGCAGGACGUGGUCAUCGACGGCAUCCAGGCCUUUCUCGCGGACAACGACGGCCAGGACGAGCUGUGCUUGAAGCCGGUCCCGGGAAACGACCAGGAGUGCUGGCGUCGCUUUGAGGAGGCGAGGCCUGAGCUGCUCACGAUCGAGCCCGAGGACAACCGUGAGUCACACGAGAUGGCAUGCAGGUUGGCGAGGGGUUCAAUGGAG